Theobroma cacao (cacao) is the source of this 1521-nucleotide messenger RNA. NCBI's taxonomy places the organism in Eukaryota, Viridiplantae, Streptophyta, Magnoliopsida, Malvales, Malvaceae. The record is from RefSeq and is a predicted model, not a curated record.
ACCAAAGAUGAAGCAGCGGAGAGGGCUAAGGAGUACAAAGACAAUACCACUGUGAAGGAGAAGUAAACUACGGAUGAAGCUGAGAGGAAGAUGGGGGAAUACCAAAACUAUGCAGCCGAGAAGGCGAAAGAAGCAGCUGAAGCAAAGGACACUACAAAGGAAAAGACUCGUGAGUAUAAGGAGUAUUUAGAGCAAAAGUCCAGGAAGGCAUCUGAGCAGGCGAGUCAGGCAUCUGAGAAAGCGGAGGAGUUAGCUCAGAGGGCAAAGGACACUGCCAGGGGAAAGGCUGCUGAGUACAAAGACUAUGCUGCUGAGAAAGCAAAGGAGUCCGCACAGAAGGCGAACGAGGUUAAGGACACCACAAAGCAAAAGGCUGAUGAGUAUACUAAUUAUGCCGCCCAGAACGCAGAGGAGACGAAAGACUCUGCGGCCCAGAAGAAAAAGGAGACGAAAGACUCGGUAACAGGUAAAACUUACACAGAAUCUGCCGCCCAGAAGGCAAAGGAGACAAAAGACUCUGCCGCCCAGAAGGCAAAGGAGACGAAAGAUUCUGCUGCCCAGAAGGAAAAGGAAACAAAGGACACCGUAGCUGGGAAGACUUCUGAGUAUACAGGUGAUGCAGCGCAGAAGGCAAAAGAAGCGAAGGACACAACAACGGGAAAGGCCGCUGAGUAUAAGGACUAUGCAGCUGAGAAAGCCAAGGAGGCAAAAAGUACCACAGAGCAAAAGGCUUCUGAGUAUACAAGCUAUGUGGCACAGAAGGCUAGGGAAGCAAAGGAUACUCCAAUGGGAAAAGCGUCCGAGUACAAGGACUAUGCAGCCGAGAAAGCCAAGGAAGCAAAGGACGCGACAGCUGAGAAGGCCAAGGAUGCCGCAGAAAAGGCAAAACAAGGGACAGAAUAUGCAGCGGAGAAGGCAAAAGUAGGAAAAGGUGCUACUGCGGAGAAGAUGAACGAGUGCAAAGAUUACACCGCUGAGAAAGCAAAGGAGAGUAAGGAUACCACUGUUAGUACGCUUGGGGAGUUGAAAGACUCUGCUGCUGACGCUGCAAGGAGGACUAUGGGCUUCCUCACUGGAAAGACAGAAGAAACGAAAGAGAAGGCAUCAGAGACUGCAGAGAAAACCAAGGAAAAGUUGAGUGAAACAACGGAGUCAGCUAGACAGAAAAUGGAAGAGAUGAAGCUGAGAGGCGAAGAGUUCAAAGAAGCUGGAGGGGAUUAUGAUGGUUUGGGACGUGAAGGUGUCUCAGAGACAAUUAUGAUUAAACUUGAAGAUACCCCAGCAGGAGCUGUUGCUGCUACGCUGAAAGCAUCUGAUCAGAUGACUGGCCAAACUUUCAAUGAUGUUGGGUGGAUGAACGAGGAAGGCGUUAUACGCGUAGAACGCUCCGGUAAAACCAAAAGGUAAUCUCAAACCAUCUGCAUAUGCCCUUCGGAUAGGGUGGGACUAUUUGUGUUGCUUCUUUCUAUGGUUUUGCUUCUGUUUUUGUAUCUUCUUGCUAUAAAGUACUUUUUUGUUGCA